AAAAGCACACUCAGACUCAGCCAUGGUAGUUUCCUCUGCUAAGUCAAAGAAUAACAACAGUAACAACCAGAAGAAAACUCGUACCAGCUCAAAGAAUAAUAAUACUAAAAGUGGAGCUCAGACUCGGCGCAGCAAGUCCCCUGGAGUUCGACUCAUUGGACGCCGAAUCUACGAUUCCCAGAAUGGAAAAACUUGUCAUCAGGAAUCUGCUAAAUCUGGGGCCAAAAUAUGCGGAGAGGUGGAUGGUUUUCAAAGACCAAGAAAUUCAAAGGUGCACCUGAAGCCUUCGGAACUACAUGGUGCAGGGGUAGAAACUAGAAGUAGUAAGGUGAAAAGGUUAAGAGACAACAACAGAAAUGAAAAUGCAUCUGGAGACAACAAGGAUGCUGAAGUGAAGCUUUCGGAUAUACAGGAUGUGGGGGUAAAAACUAGAAGUAGUAAGCUGAAAAGAUUAAGAUACAAUAACGGAAAUGAAAAUGUAACUGCAGACAAGAAGGAUGCUCAAGUGAAGAUUUUGGAAAUAUGGGGUGCAGGGUUAAAAACUAGAAGUAGUAAGUUGAAAAGAUUAAGAGACAGUAAUGGAAAUGAAAAUGUAUCUGGAGACGACAAGGAUGCUCAAGUGAAGCUUUCGAAUAUACAGGGUGCAGAGGUAAAAACUAGAAGUGGUAAGAUGAUUAGAUUAAGAAGCAAUAAUGGAAAUGAGAAUGUGUCUGCAGACAAGAAGGAUGUUCAAGUGAAGCUUUCAGAAAUACAGGGUGCAGGGGAAAAAACUAGAAGUAGGGAGUUGAAAAGAUUAAGAGAUAGUAACGGAAAUGAAAAUGUAUCUAGAGAUAACAAGGAUGCUCAAGUGAAGCUUUCGGAUACACUGGGUGCAGGGGUAAAAACUAGAAAUAGUAAGUUGAAAAGAUUAAGAGACAAUAAUGGAAAUGAAAAUGUAUCUGGAGACAAGGAUACUCAAGUUAAGCUUUUGGAAAUACAGGUUGCUGGGGUAAAAACUAGAAGUAGUAAGUUGAAAAGAUUAAGAGACAGUAAUGGAAAUGAAAAUGUAUCUGGAGACAACAAGGAUGUUCAAGUGGAGCUUUCGGAAAUACUGGGUGCAGGGGUGAAGACUAGAAGUAGAAAGCUGAAAACAUUACAAGACGGUAAUUGGAAUGUAAAUGUAUCUGUAUACAGCAAGGAUGCUCAAGUGAAGCUUUCAGAAAUGCAGGGUGCAGGAGUAAAAACUAGGAGGAGUAAGUUGAAAAGAUUAAGAGACAACAAAGAUGCUGAUUCAGUUGCCCAGAAGAGCAGUCCUAAAAGUCAUCAGAGAUCUAAAGGGAUAGAAAGUGAUUCUCCAAGACCAAGUAAUUCGAUGGGACAAGCAAAGUACUCAAAAAUAGAAGGCACAGGGAUAGAAAUUAGAAGUAGUAAGUUUAAAAGAUUAAGAGACAACAAAGGAGGUGAAAAUGUGUCGGGAGAGAAAAAUGAUGCUACUUCCAAUACCGAGAAAAGUAAUACUAAAAGACGUCAGAAUCCCAAAGGAGCAUCUAGGGGAAAAGAAGAGAUUUUCCACAGGGAUCAUGGUGGUCGGUUAAUCAGAAUGAAUUCUGAUAUGAAAACUCCAGAAAAAGAUUUUCAAGAUUCUAUCAAUUACCAUAGUGAAACUGAACUGAACAAUUUGGAUAUUGAUGAUACUGUAGCAGAAAAUAAGCCACUUACAGGGUCAGACGGUCAUGAGAAGAAGAAUAUUGUGGAAGUGAAGAGGAAAUUUUCCAACAAGGAAAUCUCGUUGCCCUGUGGUAUUAUAUUAAAUAAUGUAGCUUCAGUUGACAUACCUGCUGAGGAUGUUGGACAUGCCUUUCAGUUCCUAGAAUUUUGUCAAGCUUUUGGACAGAUUCUUAAUCUGGGAAAAGGGCGGUCUGAACUGCUCCUCCGAGAAUUAGUUUGUGGAAGAAGUAAGCGUCGGGUAUGCAGUUCUCCAAUUGCUCAGUUCCACAUUCAGCUUCUGUCUCUGAUACAAAAGAAUUCUGGAAAAGGAUAUCCUUACUUUCACUCACUAAGUGAAAAUUCUUGGGUGCAAGUGCUUUUUAGAUAUGUAUCUGAGUCUCAUUUUUCCUUUAAGGAACUACAAGUGGAUUGCUUUGAAGUGGCUGAUUAUGAUCAAUUAGAUAUCUCUAAGAAGCUGAAACUUUUAAAUUUUCUCUGUGAUGAAGCUCUCGGCACAACAGAUUUUAGAAGUUGGAUUGAUGGACGAAAUUCAAAAUUUGUUCAAAGAGAGAAGAAACUGAAAGAAAAAGUUCUUGGUGAAGAGGAAAAGAUGAAAAAUAUGAAGAAGAAUAAGAAGCUGCAGGACAAAAUAGCCAAAGCUUGUCUCGUGAAAAAUGGUGCUCCUCUUUCGAUAUCUGAGCACGCGGAUCUUGUUUCAAAAAUAAAGUUGAAAGCAGCUCAAACUCUAUCAAGAACAGUGGAAGCAUCGGAGGCAAUGGUCAAUGUGUCCAAAGAGGAGUUGAGAUCAGAUGCUCUUAGGUUGGAGCCUAUGUUUCUGGAUGGACAUGGUCACAAAUUUUGGAGACUGAGAUGCUACUCCGCCGAGAUGAAAAUUCUUCUUCAAGGUACAUCCUCACUUCUUGAUCCAAAAUUCAGAGGUUUUCACUUUAACAGGAAGUUUUGCCUUAAUUUUUCUCCUCGAAGAUGUAGAGAUUGA
Messenger RNA from Pistacia vera, 2683 nucleotides. RefSeq lists its product as uncharacterized. The transcript has 7 exons. Bases 23 to 2683 code for a protein of 886 amino acids. The record is from RefSeq and is a predicted model, not a curated record. Gene Ontology annotation, biological process: regulation of DNA-templated transcription. NCBI's taxonomy places the organism in Eukaryota, Viridiplantae, Streptophyta, Magnoliopsida, Sapindales, Anacardiaceae. Gene Ontology annotation, cellular component: nucleus.